AUGGGGACCACUGCAAAAACCACGUUUGUACCACAGGAGGGAAUGCCGUUCGGUAUGCCAAGCGGGGUUAGUCCUGCACCACCCCCAUACACGCCGGCAACUAACUCCCCUGUGCUCCAAACCACUGAAAAUGCGGAGCUUUUAGCCCAAGUCGUGUCCCUUCGACAGGACAUGGCCAGGCUAUUGGAUCGGGCGGCCGAACGGCAAACUGAACGGCAGGGAUCGCCGAUCAGGAAAAAAGCGCGCCUAGACGAUCCACGGCUGAGAAGUCUGGGAAGGAGGUCGCCGAUACGAAGGAUACCAAUUUUGGAAUCAUCGGCAGAGUUUGACCAAGAGUACGCCCCUUCCACGAAUCGGUCAUCGUCCUACCGUUCGGCAACGCCAACAAAGUUCUCUGAGGUUAACCCUGUCAGGUCCCAGCAACGCCAACAAAGUUUUCUGAGGGACCCUGUCAUUUGCCUCCUCCUUCAGAGGGUACAGGAAAUGGAGGACGAGAGGACUCGUUCACAGGAGCCUGACUGGGGAAGGCUUCGGCUAGGACCUUUCAUCGAGCGCAUAAGGCGCUCACGGCAGGAUAGAGAUGUGCAGACCCUGCGCAUAUCCGCUUACACAGGCGUGGAGGACCCUCUGACGCACCUUCACUCCUUCCAAUCGGCCGUGGGGUGCCUCGGGCUGAGUGACGAAGGACAGUGCAUGCUAUUCCCCUCUUCGCUCACGGAGGCGGCUCUGAAUUGGUUCUACCAUUUGGAACCAGGAAUAGUUGAUUCCUUCGAUGAGCUGAAACAGAUCUUCUUGAAUCAUUUUAUGAUUCAAACAGACAGACUGCAUUCUGCCGAUGACCUGUACACCAUUCGGCAGAGAGAUGAUGAGCCGUUGCGUGAAUAA
Prunus avium (sweet cherry) is the source of this 885-nucleotide messenger RNA. The record is from RefSeq and is a predicted model, not a curated record. NCBI's taxonomy places the organism in Eukaryota, Viridiplantae, Streptophyta, Magnoliopsida, Rosales, Rosaceae.